This is a messenger RNA of Lates calcarifer (barramundi perch), 2970 nucleotides long. Its product is annotated as protocadherin gamma-A11-like. The transcript has 2 exons. The record is from RefSeq and is a predicted model, not a curated record. Gene Ontology annotation, molecular function: calcium ion binding. The coding region runs from base 481 to 2970 and encodes 829 amino acids. Gene Ontology annotation, cellular component: plasma membrane. Gene Ontology annotation, biological process: homophilic cell-cell adhesion. Lineage: Eukaryota; Metazoa; Chordata; Actinopteri; Centropomidae.
UUCUAACAUUUAUCCAACAAUAUUUGAUUGAAUGCCAUUGCAGUGUUUGCACUGCUUCUGCUGUUGUUUCAGUACUUCAUUUGACUCCGUUUUUUCAGGGUAACGUAAAUGUAGUGAUAGUACAUUCGAGCUCUAAGUUCACAUAUUCAUAUGCAUUAAAUACUUGGCCUCGGGGCCCCACUCUGAGGAGUUCAGGAUUUGGACUCUAAGUGACGCUGUUGGUUAGCAAAACGAUGUUAGUGUUCACAGCGAGCCUUCCCCUUCCCUUUCCUCUGUAUCGUCGUUGGGCAUGACAGUGGAAUUAUAGUCCUUCGUGAAAGGACAGGGCGUGAAGAGCCAAUCUUUUUACAAAUUCGUGUUUGGAAUAUACGAAGACCGCGUUGUUAUCUCAAAGCACCAUACAUUUUAAAGUGGACUACAAUCUCGUGUUUAUUUUCCUUAAGUGAGGAGACUUCAUUAGUAGGUUUUAUUUUUGCUGAUAUGGAAACCCGAGGCCACCUCUACUCUAGAAAUGUAAGAUGGCGAUUAUCUUGUAUAUUACAAUGGAAACUGGGAUUUCUCAUCUUGCUUACUUCUGUGGGCGAUAGAGUGACUGGCCAGAUUCGUUAUUCUAUCCCAGAGGAGAUGAAAAAAGGUUCCGUUAUUGGCAGUGUAGCACAAGACCUCGGUCUGGAUCUGCAAAGGCUCCGUGCUGGCCGUGCCCGCAUCGUCAGUGGAGAAAACAUCCAGUACACCGAGCUGAAGACAGACAAAGGGAUUCUUGUCGUGAAUGAGAGAAUAGACCGAGAGCAGCUUUGUGGAGAUGUGACACCGUGCAGCCUCAGCUUUGAAAUGAUUUUAGAAAAUCCGAUCGAACUUCAUCGUGUCACUGUCGAAAUUUUAGAUAUAAAUGAUAAUGCUCCUUUCUUUCCAAAUACAGACAUUCAGUUUGAAAUGAGCGAAUCUGCUAUGGUUGGAGCAAAAUUUCCUGUCGAAAGCGCAGUUGAUCCUGACGUUGGAGUAAAUGCAUUACAAAAUUACAUUCUUUCUCUCAAUAAUUAUUUCAUUCUGAAACAACAUGCAAAUCCAGACGGCAGUAAAUACGCAGAAUUGGUGCUUCAGAAGCCAUUAGACAGAGAGGAGCACCCCACUCUCCCUCUAAAAGUAAUAGCUGUAGACGGUGGAAAUCCACAAAGAUCAGGUACUGUGAAUAUAAAAGUAUCUGUCUUAGAUGCAAACGAUAAUGCCCCCGUUUUCAACCAGUCAGUUUACAGGGCCGUCGUUGUGGAAAAUGCGCCAAAGGGAACUUAUAUUACAACAGUUAACGCUACUGAUGCAGAUAGUGGCUCUUAUGGUGAAAUAAUUUUCAAUUUUUCGAAAAUAAAAGGCAGUACGGUUGAUAUGUUUAGCAUCGAUGAAAACACAGGUGUCAUUUCAGUUGCCGGACUCAUUGACUUUGAAAAAGAGAAGAAAUAUGAGCUGAGGUUAGAGGCAAGGGAUCGAGGCGGUUUGACUGGGACCAGUAAAGUUAUAAUUGAUGUUAUUGACGUUAACGACAAUGUUCCGGUUAUUAAUAUCAUGUCAUUUUCUAAUACUAUAUCAGAAGAUGCCCCUCUGGGCACGACAAUAGCUGUUAUCAAUGUCAAAGACGCUGACUCAGAGAAAAAUGGACAAAUAAAAUGUGCUAUAGACAAAACACUUCCGUUAAAAAUCCAGUCGUCUCUAACUAACUACUACAAUUUAGUGGCGGACCAGCAUUUUGACAGAGAGACUACUUCUGAAUUCGAUAUCACAAUAAUAGCCACUGAUUCAGGUUCUCCACCUCUCUCUAGCUCUGUCACAUUACAACUUAGAAUCUCUGACGUAAACGAUAACGGCCCAUUGUUUGACAAAACUUCAUAUUCUGCUUAUGUCAAAGAGAAUAAUUCUCCUGGAAUGUCUAUCACCACUGUCAGCGCGCGGGACUCUGACUGGAAUCAAAACGCGAGAAUCUCCUAUUUCCUGGAGGACACACAGGUCAGUGGCAACCCAGUUUCUUCUUAUGUGUCCAUAAACUCUGAAACUGGACUUAUACAUGCAGUUCGCUCAUUUGAUUAUGAACAGAUCAAGCAGCUUGUAUUUACAGUCAAAGCCCAGGAUGGAGGCUCACCACCUCUAAGCAGCAAUACGACUAUUAAAUUAAAUAUUCAGGAUCAGAACGACAACCCUCCUCAGGUUCUAUAUCCAGUCCAGACUGGUGGCUCUCUGGUGGCUGAAAUGGUGCCUCGUUCAGCAGAUGUGGGCUAUCUGGUGACUAAAGUGGUGGCUGUUGAUGUGGACUCUGGACAGAAUGCCUGGCUCUCCUAUAAACUACAGAAAGCCACAGACAGGGCGCUGUUUGAAGUGGGCUUACAGAAUGGAGAAAUAAGAACUAUCCGCCAAGUGACUGAUAAAGAUGCAGUGAAACAAAGACUGACUGUUAUAGUGGAGGACAACGGGCAGCCCUCUCGUUCAGCUACAGUCAUUGUUAACGUGGCGGUGGCGGACAGCUUCCCUGAAGUGCUGUCGGAGUUCACUGACUUUACCCAGGACAAGGAGUACAAUGACAACCUGACUUUUUACUUAGUGUUGGCUCUGGCUGUAGUUUCCUUCCUCUUCAUCACGUGUUUAGUGGUUAUUAUAUCAGUGAAAAUCUACAGAUGGAGACAGUCUCGCAUCCUGUAUCACUCCAAUCUCCCUGUUAUUCCAUAUUAUCCACCACGUUACUCAGACACUUUGGGGACAGGGACUCUCCAACACGUGUACAAUUACGAGGUGUGCAGGACGACUGACUCCAGGAAGAGUGACAUGAAAUAUAUGCAACCGAUGAGUCAAAGUUUAGUGAGUGUGGAUGGAGCUGGACUGAUACACCCCAGGUGGAAAAACAGUUUAUUGAGAGCAAAGAGUGCGGCUGUCAACAUCGCUUUAGUAUCGCUGUCCAUGGUGCUGGACCAGUCGAUGGAUUCACUUUGA